Diprion similis is the source of this 1622-nucleotide messenger RNA. Its product is annotated as putative inorganic phosphate cotransporter. Gene Ontology annotation, molecular function: transmembrane transporter activity. The transcript is spliced from 3 exons. Gene Ontology annotation, cellular component: membrane. Lineage: Eukaryota; Metazoa; Arthropoda; Insecta; Hymenoptera; Diprionidae. The record is from RefSeq and is a predicted model, not a curated record. Gene Ontology annotation, biological process: transmembrane transport; monoatomic anion transport. The coding region runs from base 61 to 1557 and encodes 498 amino acids.
CAUUUCCGUUUUUAUGAUUUCUUUCGUUCAAAUUUCUUUCGAUUUAAGGCAGCAUUGAGGAUGUUCUCUUCGUGGAAAAUCUGCUGUACUCGAAUACCGCAGAGAUGGAUACUUGCAGUGAUGGGAUGUCUCGCUGUUUCCAACGCCUACUCGAUGCGAAUCUGUCUGAACAUAGCCAUCACGGAAAUGGUGCUAACGGCUGAGGCAUCGAAUAGCACAAGUUCCGACGGUACGUGUCCAGUAUCUGAGUCCACAUCCUCGAGUUCGAGUAGCAAAGGCACUUACGAUUGGGAUGAAUAUACGCAGGGUAUCAUCCUGUCGAGUUUCUACUGGGGCUACGUAGUGACCCAAAUACCUGGAGGAAUACUGGCGGACAAAUUUGGAGGGAAGUACACCCUCGGUAUCGGCAUUCUAUCCACGGCGAUAUUCACAAUGCUUACACCAUUAGUGGUCGAAGCGUUCGACGCAACGGGGUUGAUAGUUCUCCGAAUUCUGAUGGGUUUCUGUGAAGGAUCGACUUUCCCUGCUGUGAACGUGCUCGUAGCCCAAUGGGCACCACCAGAAGAGAGGUCGAAAAUCGGGACGGUGGUGAUGGCAGGAAUACAGGUUGGUACGGUGCUGGGAACAUCCUUGUCCGGAGUCCUGAUCCACAAUUCCUCGAUGGGCUGGCCGGUGGUCUUCUACGUCUUCGGAGCCUUCGGCGUGGUCUGGUUCCUGGCCUGGAUUCUACUCUGCUCCAGCUACCCGGACUCGCACCCGUUCAUAUCCGAUCAGGAGAAGAAGUACCUUCACGACACGAUGGUCGAGCACACGCAGAAAGAGACGGGACGGACGCCAUGGUGGCAGAUCCUGACCUCGGCGCCGAUGUGGGCUUUGAUGAUCGGUAAGAUCGGCGAGAAUUUCGGCUUGCAAACGAUGGUAACUGACCUUCCGAAGUACAUGAGCAGCGUCCUCAAGUUCUCGAUACAGACGAACGGCUUCCUGUCGGCUCUUCCUCUUCUCGCGAUGUGGCUCAGCGGCAUCGCCUCGUCCUGGUUAGCUGACUGGUUGAUAGUGACGGACAGGAUCUCGAGGACGAACCUGCGCAAGGUCUUCGCGACCAUCGCCUCCGUUGGACCAGCGGUUUUCCUUGUCGCCGCGUCCUACGCCGGCUGCGAUCGCAUCCUCGUUGUGACCCUUUUCACCAUCGGCAUGGGCCUGAUGGGCCUUAUCUUCCCAAGCACCAUGGUUAACGCUCUCGACCUUAGUCCCAAUUACUCGGGGGCGCUGAUGGCCAUGACGACGACGAUUGUGGGCUUUGCUGGUAUCGUCGCGCCCUACCUUGUCGGCGUUUUAACGCCUAAUCAGACUCUUCAGGAGUGGAGGAUCGUCUUCUGGAUCACCUUCGCGGUCUACUUGGUCACGAUCAUGGUCUACGCCAUCUGGGCGGACGGUGAAGUUCAGUACUGGAAUGACCCCGACUUCCGGUCUCAAAGGCUGCAGGAAUCCGAUAAUGAGAAACAAGGACGUGGGUAUCCGUCGACACCCAAGCACCCAGAUCAAUUGCCAUCCGUUUGAUUGUAGUUUGCAAUCGUCUUAUCUAUGUAUUCAUUAGUCUUAAGCCGUCAAGGUCAUAUCGUGUU